GAACAUGUGUAUGUUAGUUUGAAUGAGAGCCUGGAAAAGGGGAAGGACAAAAAGUGAACAAAAACAGCUGCUCCUGUGUGCUCUGAAAAUCUCAGCCAGAGAGAGGGAGACAGGAGAGAGAGGGAGACAGGAGAGAGAGGGACCAGUACAGUCCAGAUCUCUAUAUGGGUUGCGUCCUGAGUGCAGAUAGCUGCGGGGACAAGCCGGAUCCGGUGCCAGUGAGAGGGUCUUUAAGGAGAAAGAGAGCUGAGUCCAGGGGAACCAUGAGGCUGACAAAGGCAGGCAAGGGCGAGCCCCACUUCUUCAAAGAAAAGACCUUCAAAAAGAAGCGCCAGUGUGGGGUGUGCAGACAGAGCGUCGAGAAUUUGGGCUCCUUCUGUCGAGUUUGCAAAACAGCCACUCAUAAGAAAUGCGAAGCCAAGAUCAACACAGCCUGCAUCCCGGCACAACCCUCCGAACUGCGGAGGGGAGCAUCCUCCUCUAGGAACAUUCAGCAUCUGGGCUCGACCAAGUGUCUGACCUACACCAAACAGAGAAACACUCUCCCGAGGAGCUUCGGUGUGGACCGGGUAAUGGACAGAGUGAUGGAGAGGCACUAUGAUUUCGACCUCACCUACAUCACAGAGCGGAUCAUCUCUGUGUUUUUCCCCCCUCUGCUGGAAGAGCAGCGGUACCAUCUCAAUCUCAGAGAAGUGGUGGCCAUGCUCAAAUCCAAACACCAGGACAAGUUUUUGUUAUUCAAUCUGUCCGAGAGAAGACAUGACAUCACUCGAUUAACCCCAAAGGUUCAUGAAUUCGGCUGGCCAGACAUGCACGCUCCUCCACUGGAUAAGAUCUGUGCCGUGUGCAAGGCCAUGGAGAAUUGGCUGAACUCCAACCCCCAGCAUGUAGUUGUUCUGCACUGCAAGGGCAACAAAGGAAAGACAGGAGUUAUUAUUGCUGCUUACAUGCAUUACAGCAAGAUAUCAGCGGGAGCAGAUCAGGCCCUCAGCACAUUGGCCAUGAGGAAGUUUUGUGAAGAUAAAGUGUCCUCCUCUCUCCAGCCCUCUCAGAAUAGGUAUAUCUAUUACUUUGGUGGUCUGCUCUCAGGGGCCAUUAAAAUGAACAGUAGUCCUCUCUUCCUCCAUCAGGUCCUCAUUCCUACCAUCCCCAACUUCCAGGAAGAUGGAGGUUUCUUCCCUUUCCUGAAGAUCUAUCAGUCCAUGCAACUUGUCUACACUUCUGGCAUUUAUGAUUUGCAGGGCUCUGGGAGCAGAAGGCUGAUAGUCACUAUUGAGCCUGCACUGCUGCUGAAAGGAGACAUCAUGGUAAAGUGUUAUCACAGGCGUGUUCAGGCUUCUGAGAGAGACUCUGUGUUUCGACUGCAGUUCCAUACUUGCACUAUUCAUGGAGCUCAGUUGUGGUUCGGCAAAGGGGAACUGGAUGAAGCCUGUUCAGAUGACAGAUUCCCCACUGAUGCCACAGUGGAGUUUGUGUUUUCGUCUGGACCAGAGAAGAUCAAAGGUAGAGCGAGCCAAAGGAAUGAUCCAGCUGUCAGUGUGGACUAUAAAACAAAUGAUCCUGUGGUGCGCUGGGACUCUUAUGAGAACUUCAAUCAGAGACAUCAGGACAGCUUAGAGGAUAUUGCACACACAAGAGGGCCUCUUGAUGGCAGCCUGUAUGCACAGGUCAAAAAGCGACGUGCUGCAGGCUCAGCAUCCACCAAUGGGAGCCCUGCAAGAAGCUCUGAUGAGAGGCCUAGUCAGCUUCUGUCUGUCAGCACUGAUUCUGGACACUCAUCCGUCCCACCUGACCGGCUCGAUGAACCAACACGACCGUCCCCGCCCACUCAGCAAGAGAGGGAGGAACUUGAGCGGCUCCUAGGUGGAAUUGAAGGUGACGGAAGUGUGAGGGAUCGUGACCGAGAGACGGCCAUUUUGGACGACGGUGACUCCUUGCCCCCUGAACGAACUGAGUCACUGAGGUUAGGCCGUUCAUGUUCAUGUCGGAUGGGCUACCGAUCUCAACAUUGUGUGGAGCCUGGAUGUGAUGGACUCCACUUAUCCAAUGGCUAUUUACUUGAUCGACCUCCCACCAUUAACGGACACACUGGAGCUCCUUCUCCAGGUAUGGCGUCGGUCAUUGGGCUUUGCCAACACCACAGCGCUCAUCCUCACCAGUCCCUGCCACCUCCAGACCUGCUCUGGGACAGGCAACAAGGCCCGCAGCCAUACCCUCACCGCACUUGCUCAGAGGGGCCAUCACGUCACUUGUGCCCAUAUCCAUCCCAAGACAUCAGCCCCAAUCCGCGUAGUCUGUCUCCAACUGGGCGACUGCUCUGUAGGUCUGACGAGUUCAUUCCAUACCCCCAUCAUCACCACAACCAUCCACACCACCCGAAACCUUCUGGUCCUUACCAUGACGUCAUGAUGUUAGAUGGCCUAGUGAGGCCUGGCUGCCUAUGUCGGGAUUGCUGCCUACGGCGAGAAGAUUUACACACCCUCCGUUUGGACAGAGAAGAUGGACUACACUGGGAGAUAGAAUCAGAGCUUCACCGGGAUGCUGGGUUGAGGUGUGGUAGAGAGACUGAUAUCCAGAGAGGUCCGGAGUUAUGGGACCGGGAGGUGGGGCUGCGGCGGGGCCAAGAAAUGCCACUCCACUGGGACAGAGAUAGAGAGGCAAAGCUACAGUGGGAGAGGGAACGAGAAGCAGAAUAUUGGCACAGAAGGGCCACCAUAUCGCAGUACGGGCCCCACAGUCAAGACUUACCAGCAUUCAACUUCGAUCCCCUGCCUGCCGGCCACCCAGCAUACCCCGAACCCUCCCGGUCCAACUCUCACGUCCAUCUGGAUCUCAAAUACAGCAGCAGCUCCAGUGGAUACCAGACAUCACACCAGGCAUGCCCCUGCUCCCCCUAUCAGCCCUCACCUUCAGAGAGCCGUGGAUAUGCCUCGGGCUACCAGUCUGAAUCCACGUCCCCCCUACCCCCUCCCUCCACCUCCUGCCCAGGCCCAGUGCCCCACACUAGUGGACCAACAGACAGCCAAAUAAACCCACACCCCCAGCAGUACACCUCUGACAGAAAUACAGGUUGUCCUGGCGCAGAUGCCAUAUGCUGGCGCAGUCACAUCAACCAUGGUUCCCUGCGACAGACACACCGAGAUCAACAUGCUCCAUGUUCCACACCCUCUGAUAUUUCAGGACCUCCAACACCAGUCCACACUAGCAGCCCAUUGCGAACCCAGGAGAGCCCCAGUUUGUGUGUCCGUGAAUAUGAAAUAAGAGAGAUGAACAGUGAAAACAGUUCAGCCCACUCCCACAACAGGCCUUACCAUCCUGCCCUGCAGUCCAGCAGCACCAAUCAGGUGCCUCGGCAAACUGUACUUUCAUCUAAUGAAGAGAUUACUGAGAUACAACCCUUUCCUGCCAUGCCCACCACCAUCCAACAACUCUCCACAUAUUCCACGCCUACAACACCCCCAACCCCACAAAUCCCCACCAGACCAGAACACUCCACCCCUUUAACACCCCCAUCAGAAUCAAAUCAACCGCAGACUUACUGCUUGUCUACUGCUGCAACAGCGCCGCCCACAGGGGAAAAGGUACCUAUGCCCCAGACAGCCCAACCUGAGACUGUUAAACAAUUAACCCCAUAUUCCAUUAGCCCUCCACAGCCCUCCUCUCCUUUCCUUGCUGAGUCCGUCCCACCUAACCCUCAGUCUAAUGGAGGGUCACCAUCUCCUGAGCCAGAUGCCUCUAAACCUGCUUCCUCCAUCACUGCGUCCCCACAAACGCCCGUUGGAGACCAUGAGAGCUCAUCUUCACCCGAACCACCAGUGCCUGGAUUCGCAACACUAGGCAGGAAGCUAAUGCUGGAUUCUGAUACCUCACUUCCUGCUGGACAUAUGCAAGUGUGCACCAGCAUGGAUGGAAGUCUAAACUCCUCAAUGGGACACUCCACACCUACCUUCCCUCUCGGCUCAGCCUGCUGCACCCCGUCUCCUCCACCGGGCUCCUUCUCAGGGUGUCCAGCCGUCUCUGUUCCACAGCCUCCACUUCCCGAAAAACGCCGCCCAUCUGGCCUGCCAGGCUCACCCAAUGGGAGGUCUGGAACCUUGAGGGCAUCCAUGGUUCACACACCCUCUGGACAGCACCACGUUACAUUCUCCUCUUCAGUAGGAGAGCUGAGUGUGACUGCUGGACAGGUAGACGUCGGUGUGGAGGUUGAAAUGGGCAGCCGUGUCAGUGUGAAAUUUGUGCAGGACAGCUCUCGGUUUUGGUAUAAACCUGGCAUCUCCAGAGAGCAAGCUAUAGGAGCACUGAAGGAAAGAGAGCCAGGGGCCUUCCUCAUCCGAGACAGUAACUCCUUCCAAGGGGCCUACGGGCUGGCCCUGAAAGUGGCCAGCCCGCCUUCCAACGUCAGUAACCACAGCAGCAAAGGGGGAGACCCACUGGAACAGCUGGUUCGACACUUCCUCAUUGAGAAGGGCCCCCGAGGAGUGAAGAUCAAGGGCUGUCACAAUGAACCCUACUUUGGGAGUCUUUCAGCACUUGUGUAUCAGCAUUCCAUUACACCGAUCUCUCUGCCCUGUGCCCUCCGCAUCCCAGAGAAAGACCCAAUAGGAGAAGUCCUGGAGGUUCAGCCAGUCAGUAAUAUGAGUACAGCUGCAGACCUUCUCAAACAGGGAGCAGCCUGCAAUGUGCUAUACCUGAACUCAGAAGAGACUGAGUCGCUGACGGGGCCCCAGGCUAUCGCUAAGGCCACAGGGGCCACAAUGUCACGCAACCCUCAGCCCUCUGCCACAGUGGUCCACUUUAAGGUGUCGGCCCAGGGCAUUACACUGACGGACAGCCAACGCAGGGUGUUCUUCAGGAGACAUUACCCCAUCAACAGUGUGACUUUCAGCAGUGUGGACCCACAGGACAGAAGGUGGACUAACUCAGUCAGCACGACCUCUAAAGUAUUUGGUUUUGUUGCCAAAAAGCCUGGGAGCGCGGCGGAGAACGUGUGCCACCUUUUCGCAGAGCUGGAUCCGGAACAGCCUGCGACUGCCAUUGUCAACUUCAUUAACAAAGUUAUGCUGGCACCACAGAGACGCUAGAGACCCAGGGAGGAGAAAGAGCGUUUGUCUUCUUCACUUACAACACAGCACGUCUAAUAUGGCUUUGUGCACCAAACACAAAUGACAACAAAGUUUAAGGCUUCAGAAAUGCAUUUUACUGACUACAAACCUUUCGUUUGUUGCAUAGGGGCUUUACCAUUGACUUGAUACUUUGAUACCAUGGUAUAUCAUUGGACCAUGGUACCAUAACAUGAUACCAAAACAAAUUAAAGCCACAUUUUUCUGAAUGUAACAAACUGAAGCAAACAGGCUGUUAUUGUCAAGUGGUAUUUUGGUAUUCAUGGGAUUAUAAAAAAACACUCAUGGCACCAUGACUGCUAAACUAUGUAGACUUAGCACCAGGGGUUUUCAAAACAGAUAUCUAAGCACUGUUUUUUUUUUUUUUUU
This is a messenger RNA of Xyrauchen texanus (razorback sucker), 5489 nucleotides long. Its product is annotated as tensin-2-like. The coding region runs from base 165 to 5081 and encodes 1638 amino acids. Gene Ontology annotation, biological process: peptidyl-tyrosine dephosphorylation. Lineage: Eukaryota; Metazoa; Chordata; Actinopteri; Cypriniformes; Catostomidae. The transcript is spliced from 28 exons. The record is from RefSeq and is a predicted model, not a curated record. Gene Ontology annotation, molecular function: protein tyrosine phosphatase activity; protein binding.